Molecule: messenger RNA, 1246 nt
Organism: Gracilinanus agilis (Agile Gracile Mouse Opossum)
Lineage: Eukaryota; Metazoa; Chordata; Mammalia; Didelphimorphia; Didelphidae
Gene: MTERF4
Product: mitochondrial transcription termination factor 4
Exons: 4
Coding region: 38-970 (310 amino acids)
Biological process (GO): regulation of DNA-templated transcription; mitochondrial ribosome assembly
Cellular component (GO): mitochondrion
Molecular function (GO): double-stranded DNA binding
Source: RefSeq, a predicted model, not a curated record
UGACGGAGCGACGAACCGGGCGCGGGUCUCGGUUGCUAUGGCCGCGGCCUGUAGGCAGGUGCUCCGAUGGCCGCAGCUGGCCCUCUCCCGGGCUCCUGGCCGCCCGCUAACUACGGCCUCCCCUCGAGGGGGCAGGGAAGAAGUGCAGAACCCGGCCACCUCCGAGAGCCCCGCCGAGGGUCAGCAGGAGGCGGAGGCGCGGCGGUGGCUGCUGGACGCGGGCUUCGACCCCACUCAGACGGCUCAGCUGCUGAGCGCCCAGCGCGGGGUCAGGCCCCCCAAGGUGUGGGCCGUGGUGUCGGAGCUGCUGCUGCUGGGCCUGAGCCCCGGACCGGUGUGUGAGGCUGUGCAGAGGAACCCUGGCAUCCUGCGGCUGUCGGGCGCCCAGCUGAAGAGCCGAGCCAGCCGUCUGCGGAAGCUCGGGCUCGGAGCAGGGAACUUGCAGCACGUGUCUCACUGCUGCCCGGACGUGUUCACCAUGAGCCCGGGCCGCAUCGAAGGCCUCGUCUCGCUCCUGAGGGACAAGUGCCUCUUCAGCGGGCAGCAGGUGACGGAGAUCUUGCACACCUGCCCCAGAGUUCUCCACGAGGAGCCCGAGGCCUUGGAGUACAAAUUCCAGUACGCGUAUUUCAGGAUGGGAAUAAAGCAGCAAGACUUGGUGAAGACCAAGUACUUCCAGUACUCCAUGACCAAGAUUAAGCAGAGGCAUGUGUUCUUGGAGCGCCUGGGCCUUUACCAGACUCCCGAUAAGAAGGGCCAAACCCAGAUCUGUAAUCCUUCCCUGAAUUCUAUUUUGAGAGUCCCAGAAGCGGAGUUCCUGGCCAAGACAGCCCGUUCGUCUUCAGAGGAGUUCCAGGUCUUUAAGAAACUCCUGGCUCGGGAGGAAGCGGAGGAGGGUGAAGGCAGCUCAUCAGAGGAGGAAGACUCGGACCCGGAGGAUACGGACAGUUCUGGGGAUGAAGAGGACUGAAGGCUGGACAGCGGAAGAUGCCAGGGGAGAGUUCCGCCUUGGGAAGACAUUUGCUAGGAGUGUCGUUUGAGGAUUCUUGAAUCGCUGACAUCCUCUGAAGACAGGUUUGGUGACCCAACAGACAGAUGAACUUACCCAGACCCUUGGCAAAUUCCCAGAGCAAGGCCCCAGCCUCAUCUGGGGGGAGCAAACCCAGAACAGAGAGGCUGGUGCCGUAGGGGCCUGGUGGAGUCCUGGCACUGUGGUUGUAAAAGCAAUAAAGCUGAGUUUCAUCUC